AUGGCUGUUGCCGUCAAGAAUGCCACCUUUUUACCUUAUGGAAAAUAUGCUUGUCUCAAGUGUUAUGCCGUUCUUGGUAGGGUUGCUGCGGUGAGUCAAAAACCACCAUCUUCUCCCGCUGAUUCACAUUCAAGUUGGCUAGGCAGUCUGUCCGCCAUUUGGUUUCCUUCUCUUAAGGUGAUGUGUACGACUUACAUCCAAGAAAGAACAGAGUUGAUCGAAGCCUUACACAAGGAUAGAAAGCUAUCUGACCUUCCCAAGAUUACUCAGCCCACAUUAAUCAUCUGGGGAGAACAUGAUCAGAUAUUCCCCCUCGAAUUGGCACACAGAUUGAAAAGGCAUUUGGGUGAAAAUGCAGAACUUGUGAUUAUAAAGAAAGCAGGACAUGCAAUCAACAUGGAGAAGCCCAAAAAGAUGUACAAACACUUGAAGUCAUUCCUUAUCAAUCCUCUCCCACUGCCUAGGCAUGAAAAUAAUGGCAAUAGCCACAAGGAAGACUGACAGGUUUGGAGAAGAAAGAGUGUGUUAUCUGAGAAGCUGCUAGUUUGCUGAGGCUACCUUUGUUGGAUUAUUGUGGUUGUGUAUAGCAGACAUCACAAUCAACUUAGAGUUUGCCAAGUAUUCGUUACAGAGUUUGAAAACAUGUGAAUAGGAACACAGAAAGAUAUGUUUAUGCCAUCACCCUGAUAAGCUUGCUGGAUCACCACAAAAAUUUGGUUUGAGAAACUUUCAGAAGGACACUUGAAUUCAUGGUGGCGGUUGAGGCUGUGGGGGAUGUUGUUGUUCUUUCCUUUAUCUUUUUUCCUUUUCCUUCUUAUUUUUGGCAUUGGAAUUCUACUCAAUCUGCAAUGGAUCCAAUGCCAUUGGCAUUCACAUUGAAGAGGGAUACUGGCAUUCCAGUGAUAUCUUUUUAUAGUGUCUUGUUGAAUCCUUACAUUAUAUAAUUAUUUUCUCAUUCCAAACACGUGUUCUUUAGAGUUGUGAAAUGUGAAGUAAACUCGGGAUGUGUGCAACGAUACGUG
Ilex paraguariensis (yerba mate) is the source of this 1022-nucleotide messenger RNA. The record is from the annotation of a GenBank genome assembly. NCBI's taxonomy places the organism in Eukaryota, Viridiplantae, Streptophyta, Magnoliopsida, Aquifoliales, Aquifoliaceae.